Polistes canadensis is the source of this 3132-nucleotide messenger RNA. RefSeq names its product striatin (gene Cka). The record is from RefSeq and is a predicted model, not a curated record. Bases 559 to 2688 code for a protein of 709 amino acids. Gene Ontology annotation, molecular function: protein binding. The transcript is spliced from 11 exons. Lineage: Eukaryota; Metazoa; Arthropoda; Insecta; Hymenoptera; Vespidae.
CCGUUUGAGAGAAAAAGAGAGAAAGAGUACGCACCCAUGUUUUCCAAGUGAUAAAGAGAGCACACACGGAUCUCAGAGGGUGAGAUCGCGCGGCUCAUCAUCAACACGGAAAUAUACGGUAAAAAAGAAAAAGAAAUAGAAGAGAGUUAUUAGAUAAAUAAUUAUUAACAAUGUCCAUUGGAUUUCAUCGUUUUUAACGCUAAGUGUAUAAUAUAUUAUUAUUAUUUGUGAACGUGAAAAUAAAGGAGAUAGAAUUAAAUCCGUAUUGGAGAAAGAAUAGAAGAGUAAAGAAAAGAAGAGAAGUAUUAGAAGAAGAAGAGAAGGAGAAGAGAAAGAGAAGGAAGAGUAAGAAGAAAAAGAAAGAUAGAUAAAGAAGAGAAAGAGAGAAAGAAAGAUCGGUAUAAUUUGGGCGCACAUCGGCUGCUGCCUUACCACUGCCGCAUGCGUAAUAAUUACUUCUUAUUCUCAAAACUCGAUCGAAACAUAUUAUCCGACCGAAGAGCACUCUUUGGGCUCUAGAGGAAAGAGGAGAUGCUGUAAUGGCUGCCGUUUCAUGAAAUGAAGGUACCCAGCCAGUUUUGUGGUUCCACGAUGGAGGAGAACUCCAGUUCUGCGUCGCAAAAUCACAACGGUCAAUUAUCUGGUAGUGCUAACGUUUCUCUAACCAAUAACAAGCAUCAGGGUAGUGACAAUGGCAGCAAUGGUGAUGCCAAAGAUCAGAGACCACAAUACUCCAUGCCUGGUAUUCUGCAUUUCAUUCAACACGAAUGGGCUCGUUUUGAACUCGAAAGAUCACAGUGGGAACUUGACAGAGCUGAGUUUCAGGCUAGGAUAGCUUUUUUACAAGGCGAAAGAAAGGGACAGGAAAAUUUGAAAAAUGAUCUAGUAAGGAGAAUAAAAAUGUUAGAAUAUGCACUAAAACAAGAGCGAGCAAGGUAUCACAAAUUAAAAUAUGGAACUGACUUGGUCAUCCAAGGAGACAUCAAGCCACCUCUAUAUGAAGAGGGUAGUACUUGCGCUAGUACAGAAGGAACUGGUGGCGGUGGUGGAGAUGGGGAAGCACCGUUUACGUCUGUUAGCAACAUUAGCUGGAAACAGGGUCGUCAAUUAUUGAGGCAAUAUUUACAAGAAAUUGGUUAUACCGAAACAAUAAUAGACGUAAGAUCAAACAGAGUGAGAUCUCUUCUUGGUUUAAAUAAUAAUACGGACUCCGAUGAUAUGAACACACCAGCUCUAAAUGGAAAUGAGUCAUCUGUUAAAGCAAAAAAUAAUACGCGAAGAACUCCUGGAAAAAAGGUAGAGCAACAACCCUCUUCAAUAGCAGAAGCAAUGAUAUUAGAUACAGAAGCAGCUGUUAUGGCAAGUUUCGAGUUUUUACCACAAACGGACAUGGAUAUGGAAGAGAGUGAAGGAGAUGUAGAAGAUGAAAUGUAUGACACAAAUAUAGAAUCUAAGUCAAAUAAGGCAUCAUUUGUUAUAACAGAAGAUGUAGAUGCUGAAGCAGAAGAAGUAUUAAAUCAACUAAAUCUACUAACCCAAACUGAAGAAUCACCGCCACCAGGGUGGAAUGCAUUACCUAGAAGUUUGCAAACAGAUCCAAGGCGUCCCACUGAAGAAGGUGAUUCCGCAUUGGAAUUGGGAGAAUUAGAGCAAUUGUGUGUAAACAAUGAAGCGGAAGUAUCAUAUGACAUGGUAACAACAACAAAAGAAACAUUUCGAAAGACAUGGAAUGCAAAAUAUACAUUACGCUCUCACUUCGAUGCUGUUAGAGCACUCGUCUUCCAUCCUACAGAUCCUGUCCUUAUAACUGCAAGUGAUGACCAUACAUUAAAACUAUGGAAUUUACACAAAACUGUACCAGCCAAAAAGUCAGCUUCACUAGACGUAGAGCCAUUAUACACCUUCAGAUCCCAUACAGGUCCAGUUCUCUGUUUAGCUAUGGACAGUACUGGAAGUCGUUGUUACAGUGGUGGCUUAGAUGGUAUGAUUCAUUGUUGGACACUUCCAUCUGCAAAUAUAGAUCCAUAUGAUUCGUAUGAUCCAAGUGUUCUUAGCCAAACUUUAACUGGGCACACUGAUGCUAUCUGCGGUUUAAGUAUGUAUCAGCCUCGUUCACAGUUGUUGUCUAUCAGUGCUGAUGGAACAGUGAAACUCUGGAGUCCUCAGAGCAAAGUACCACUUCUUAAUACUUAUACCUCUGAACAAGAUGGGAUACCAACUUCUGUUGAUUUUAUAAGAGACGAACCGCACAAAUUAGUUGUGGCAUAUGAAGGGGCUUGUGUAUUGUUUGAUUCAGAGACUGACGCUGUUAUAGCUCGACUAGAAGCCAAUGAAACUAAAGGUGUAAAUCGUGUUGUGGCUCAUCCAACUUUGCCAUUAGUUGUUGCAGCACACGAAGAUCGACACAUCCGAUUUUAUGACCAUCGUUCGGCAACUCUUGCUCAUGCUAUGGUUGCACAUUUAGAUGCUGUUACUAGUCUUGCUGUGGAUCCCCAUGGUCUUUAUUUACUUUCAGGAAGUCAUGAUUGCAGUAUAAGAUUAUGGAAUAUGGAUAAUAAAACUUGUGUUCAAGAAAUAACGGCGCAUCGGAAGAAAUUUGAUGAAAGUAUUUUAGACGUUGCGUUCCACCCAUCAAGACCGUUUAUUGCAAGUGCAGGAGCUGAUGCUCUUGCCAAAGUAUUUGUUUGAAGUGUAAAUCAAGAUAUACAUUUCUACUGCUGAGCAAGUUUUGUACUCAAUCUUUUAGAUAGUUUCGCUCGUAUGUAUUACACGUUAAAUUUUGUUGUAGCAUUUAUCACUUUACCAUUUUGACACACCUGUUUAAAAGAAAGAAAGAAAGAAAGAAAAAAAAACAGAGAAAGAUAGAUAGAAAAAUAGAACAAAAUAAUUAACUGAAGUCAAAAAAAAAACGUAGGCUCUCACGUUAUAAACUAAACAAACUAAACAUGUCACCACCUUUUAUCUAAAACAAUAAUUUUACAUAUACAUGCUGCUUAUUGAUACGAUUUUCAGUAAGUAGAUGAUAAUACAACAAUUUGGGUUAGCGGAAAGGGGUCUCUCUGUAGAAUAUUAGUUGAUAUAAUCCUGAUAAUUAGAGGAUAAAUGCCCCUUACCUAAAAUCCAGGAAGCACA